Molecule: messenger RNA, 455 nt
Organism: Hymenoscyphus albidus
Lineage: Eukaryota; Fungi; Ascomycota; Leotiomycetes; Helotiales; Helotiaceae
Source: the annotation of a GenBank genome assembly
AUGCUAGGAAUUGACUUUGAGACGCUCCCCAUAGGCGAUGCUUCAAAUGUUGGUAGCAACGGAAUCACAUUAUCUGGCGGGCAGAGGCAGCGUGUGUCACUGGCUCGAGCUCUUUACCUCCAAACGGACCUUCUCAUCUUUGACGACGUCUUCUCUGGGCUCGAUGCUAAUACCGAAGAUCAAGUCUUUCGUCGUGUAUUUGGACUUAAUGGCAUUAUCCGCCGGCGACAUGCAACUGCCGUGCUAUGUACACACUCUGUUCGUCAUCUUCCAACAUGACGGCUAGCACACUCUACCAAUGGCAGCGUCAACUCUUCAGUCUUGCCCGGGCCGUGCUACGCAAACGGAUGCUAUCGAAGAGCCUAGCAGGAAUGAAUAGCAACACAGCUAUCCCAGAAGGCGGAGGAAUCCUACUUCUAGAUGAAGUCAGCUCGAGCGUAGACCAAGAGACGUAA